CUUGGCAUUCACUUCAGCAACAUCCUUGACUUCAGAUGUCGUUGCACCGGAUGGACAUGGUCAGACAACCCCAGCGGACCACAGUCAAGUACCAGUUCCAAGUGUGUGCAAAGAACACGGAAGUGGGCGACAAGGUCUUCCUUGUGGGAGGUGCCUGGGUUUGAAUUUGAGGCUGGUGCAGUCCGGACUUUCUGUGUGAUUCUCCACCCUAGGCGACAUGUCGCACGCUUGCAAUGACAUUGUAGCAUAUUUCCAUAGAUUACUACUGGUCGGGGCGGCCUACGGUCGCUUCGAGUGCUUUCCGAGCUUGGACGACUCGGAAGCUGCGGAGACGUGUUCCGCGGACCAGGUGGCGCUGCAGCUGGUGCCGCCCAACUUUGAGGAGAUGCUGCAGAAGGCGCUGGACGACAAGCUGCAGAUCGAGAUGGAGCACCAGGAGCUCGCCAAGCAGGAGAUCAUGGAGAAGAACCACGAGCUCUUCACCCAGAACCAGGAGCUGCGCCAGCGGAUGGACAGGAUGGACUUCCUCCUCUCCAAGGUCCUGCUCGAGCGGCAGGGCAACGUGCAUCCACGUGACCUGGAAGGUGGUUCAACGGCCUCAUGGGAAGAAGUCGAGCGAGAGGCCGAGCAGGCCGAGCAGGAGGAGGCUGUGGAGGGCGCGUGAACGAGCACCAGCCAGAGGUUUCCGGGCGCCGAAGGCUUCUGGGUUUGCCUUCUGGAGGUUUAGGUCUGACGAGGGAGGGGCAAGUGCAGCUGCCUCUCCGAUUUAAUUUCACUUGGAAAACGCUGCGGGCCACGCCUGCCACAGGUUUGGGUGCGUCUCAAUUUGCGAA
Messenger RNA from Effrenium voratum, 833 nucleotides. The record is from the annotation of a GenBank genome assembly. NCBI's taxonomy places the organism in Eukaryota, Dinophyceae, Suessiales, Symbiodiniaceae.